Messenger RNA from Cladocopium goreaui, 1446 nucleotides. NCBI's taxonomy places the organism in Eukaryota, Dinophyceae, Suessiales, Symbiodiniaceae. The record is from the annotation of a GenBank genome assembly.
AUGUGGCCCCUGGAAAAGGUCAUGCAAAGCAUUGCGGGGGAGGCACUGCAGCAGUUGGCCGUCAACGACUGGUUCGAGCAGGUCAACUGGCCCCACGUCCUGGCUGCCUUUGUCUCGGAAUCUGGACAGCUCUUCGCCGGCCGCAGCGAGGAGGAACUGCAACUGGUGGCGGUCCAAGCUGUACAGGGCUGGCGAGAGCACGAGAAGCAGCAGAAGCAGCGGCUGUUUGGUGAUCCAGGUCGUUCAGGAAAGGCGCCAGAACAGACCAAAGAGCUGUUCCCCAAGCGCAGGUUUCAAGGCGUCAAGGUUUCGGCCAAGACGAGGAAUUCUCCUUUGCACUUGGACAGUGGCUACAAGGGGGUGAACUCCAUGCGGGAGCCAAAAGGUGCAAAGGCCUGCGAGAUCGACAUCGAUUUCGGCUUCUUCAAGGAGGUGGACUCGCUGGGCGUGUCCCUGCAGGACCUGCGGGUUGAGUCCACUGUCGUGAAGGGACGAGCAGCAAAUCUCUUGAUGCGGGGGGAUGUCGUAACCUCUGUGAAUGGAAAAAAGGUCGCCACUGACCAGGAAUUCUGGCGAUUUGUGGAGCAAUCAAAGCCGGGACAGUUGAGAGUCUGCGUCUUGCCCAGUGCCUCCAAGAGGCCCAGUCCGGUCGCGACGGCAGAUCCAGGCCUCAUGACUGCAGCAUGCCGCCAGUCCACACGCGAAAAGGGGGUGCCGGAAGUGGACCCGAAAGCUGGGAUGGUGACAGAAGUGGAUCCGAAAGCUGGUAUACUGGAGGUUGAUCCCAAAGCUGGCUCGAGAUCUGACAAGCCCAUGAUUGUUGAUCCCAAAGCUGGCUCGAGAUCUGACAAGCCCGUGAUUGUUGAUCCCAAAGCUGGCUCGAGAUCUGACAAGCCCAUGGUUGUUGAUCCCAAAGCUGGCUCGAGAUCUGACAAGCCCGUGAUUGUUGAUCCCAAAGCUGGCUCGAGAUCUGACAAGCCCAUGGUUGUUGAUCCCAAAGCUGGCUCGAGAUCUGACAAGCCCAUGAUUGUGUUGAACUGCGAGGACAUCGGCACAAGCUUCUUCAAAUGCUCGGGCGAGCGAGGGGGCGACCGACCUUCGCUUCCGUUUCCAUGGGAAGCGGUGAGGUGUGCCAUCAAGUUCUACGAGGACCUCGGUUUCAUGCCACAACCCGUGUGUCAUCAGGCCACAAUGGCUCGACAUCCUCCGCCGGAGAGGCUGAGGGAGAAGUUGAUUCAAUGUCCUGUCGUGGAUGAUGACGGGCGUCUACAAGGCCGUGGUUCAGAUCGGAUCUUUGUCAUCACCUUGGCAUCGACCUACGAUUGUCCCUUUGUUGACAAUAGCAACUACCGGGAACAGGUGUGGAAUGGCCACGAACUCUGGCCCUGGUUGCAACAAGAAGGACUGGCAUCGAAGGCUGGAGAUCAGCAGGAGAUGGUUUUUUAA